ACAGAGCCGGUCCAAUUGAGUGUGCGGUUCCAUGAGAGCCGAACGUCUACUGAGGACGUCUUGCUGGACCCGAGUGUGAUACCGGGAAUCAAGGAGGGCGCCGUGUGCGAGCUGGAGUGUUUAGAAGGCUCCGCUCGCAAAUUCUAUUUUACGUACAAGCCGUCUGAGGUUUCACUGGGAGGAUUAGGCAACAACAACUACAUAUCGCUGCAGUCAGGGCCUUUGCAACAGCUGCUCGACCUGAAGCUCCGGAGUCAGGUCUUGGUGCGCAUCAAGGCGCCUGAGUUAGUGGAGGCAGAUGUUAUUGAGGUGUAUGUCAAGGACAUGCAUCUGUCGCGGGGAGACAUGUGGAAUUUGUCGUCCAUUCUGACCGAGAAGUGUCUUUAUCGAUCCCAGAGACUUUCUUUUCUGCAAGGCUCAAUCCGGGCUACCGUGGGCAAGAUAUACAGAAAUGGCCGUAAGGUGUUUUCCGGCUAUGUUGGCCCAGACACCAAGAUAGUUUUCCGGUCGGAGUCGGCACGGCUGAUUGUCUUCAUACAGAUAUCCUCUGAGAUGUGGCACUUCGAAGAGAGCGGGCAGCAGAUGUUCCACAAGCUGGUCAAUUCUCUGCUGCCGCGAAUAUUCCAGCGCUGGAAAGACUUGGGCACCCAUCACCUGAUCACCGUCGUUCUAUUCAGCAGCGUCGACCUGAAUACAGAGACCAACCGUUACCGUGCCGGAGAGCAGCCAAGCAACCGGAAAGAUUAUUACCGUGUGGUUGUGGACCAAGUGAGUAUUCUGCUCUGGAAUGAGAUCAUGGCCGCUCUUCGCCGAGAGUUUGCCAACUUCUCCAAGGAUAUCCGCUUGCGCAAGAAUCCCCGUCGCACGCACCUUCAUCCCGAAGAGUAUAUCAUCGAGGGCUCGUUCCUGCCCUCUGUGAAAGGUAAUCUUCUCGAAGCCAUUAAUCUGGGAAUGAGUUUGGUGAGUGACGAUUUCAGAGACCCUGAUCUGCGGCACACCACCAACCAUUUUCUGGUGAUUUCUCCGGGGACCGGCAUUUUCGACACCGAAUACGACAUUCUUGUGCAAACGAGCAAGCUGAUGACGACUAUCGACGCGACGAUAGAUGUCCUCUGUCUAUCGCAGCCGCCGCUCCAUGUCGUUCCGCUGGUGAGGUAUCUGGACAGUCAAAAGAAACUGAAACAUUGCAUACCCAGCUGGAUGGACAUUUCUUUCUGGAGCGAUGCUACGCAGGCGGUGCACCAAUGGCUCCCACGGUGCAAGAUUUAUGAGCUCCAGAUGAUGGGAGUCAUGGAAAACGAUCUCAGUGCCAUCAACGUUAGAGAACUGGUAUUCUCUGGUGCUGCUUCUGUGCAGGAGGCGAUGGAUGAGUAUGACGGAGAGCUUUUCGGGAUCAAAACGAUUGCUGCUCUGCCUAAAAAAACUGUUUCCCGCAUGAGACAGCCGGUCAGGGCUGUGAGUGCCGGAGUGCGAAGCGGGCUGGAGCCUCCGGACCUCAACACUUUUAAGGCCUCGUCACCCACGACGUCGACCGUGGUCGGUGUGACGACGACCUCAAAGUCCAACGUGAGUGCGUUUUCGUCAUUGCUUUCCAUCACCAAGACAGAACCAAAAAAGACGUCGCCAAAGGCGUUUGAGUUCGUCAAGCGCAUUAUCUCGUCACCUGGCGUGAAGUCGAUUCCCCUAAAGAACGACGACGAUGUGCCAAAGCUCGACACGAUCUCUGUCACCGAUCAUCGUCCACGGAUGAGCAAAAUGAGCUCUGAUCCGUCCCUGAGAAAAGCUCCUGCCCGUGCCCACAGCACGACCGAAGAGCGCGACAAGUCGCGCCACGAACGCCAGGAAAAAAACUCGCUUCUCAACAGCUACUGGACCCAGGUCGAGAACCCGUCAAAUGCGGAAACUAGCGAGCUAUUGGGCAUGGUGUCGUACGGACGGUGGCAGUUUGUUUUUCCGCAGAACGUGAAGCGGAAAAGCAUAAAAUGGAAGUCCAUUUCCACGCCGGCUUCGCUCCCGCUGAUGACCCCUGUGUUCCCAAGCGUUUCUGACUUCAACCAGAACUUCACCUUCAGAAUAUACGACGUGUUUCUGAGCCAGGCAGAUGUUAACGAGGGACGCAACAGCGAGACGCUGAUGCGCAAAAUGAUCUCGCUGCGACUCACUUUGGGUUUCCAGAUCUGCGUGUCAGAAAACGUGGCCAAAGUCGAAAACCAGCGCAAGCCUAACGGAGACUCCAAGCUGUUAGUUCGGUAUCUCAGCAAAAAAAAUUAUCUUGGCUCCCGGUUGUACCUCAGUCUGUCCAAUGAAAUACACCGCAUCAGCUGCGAUUUCGACGGACUGGUAAAUGUCCAGGUAUACAAGCGGAUGAGCCGGCCGGAUGAUGUGCUCACGAGGUCGUCGCGGUCGGACUACAUGCCCUACGUCCGCACGCGGUACUCCCAGGAGUACAAAUCUAUGGUGAUACAUGCGUUGCAAGGAGAGCCGAGAAAUUACAACUGGAACCAGCUGGACCAGCUGCUGGCCGGAUACGAGGAGACCGUGGAGCCUGCGCAACGGCGCAGCCACCGUAUCAAGUUUGUGAUUCUACCUACGGAGAUUCCGUCCAACGCGUUCAACUUGGCUUCUGAAAAGCUCACUCCAGAGGAGAUCCGCCUGGAAGGUAUACGCUCCUUGAUUUCCAUCAUCAGCAGACUGAAAUAUCGCACGGCCGGCGAAAAGACCGAGCGCAAGAGACUCGAGAUCAUCCCGGAGAUCAAUUUUUACACGGGAAACUUGUUUAGCUAUUUGAGAGCAGUUUCUGCGCAAUUAUCUGAAGAAAACAAGACAAGCUCGCUUUUUCAGACAGCCAGAUUUGACCAAAAAGUCAGCCAUUCAGAGCUCAAGAAAGCCAUCGAGGGGGACAAGGGCAUCCAGGUGGUGGACAGAAAAUGGCAUUUGAGAACGCAUUCCAACUGUUUCCUAGGAAUGGAUCUGGUCAGCUGGAUGAUAGAAAAUUUUGAGGACAUAGACACUAGGGAACAGGCUGUGGAGUACGGUAAUAAGCUUAUGGAGCAGGGUCUUUUCCGCCACGUUGAGUCCAGACACAGAUUUCUGGACGGCCAUUAUUUCUACCAGCUCAUCAACGAGGACUCGUCUGCGGGCUCUGCCAAGUCGCCUGCGUCUCUGCGCAAGUCAGAAACUGAGAAAAAUAGCGAAAAAUCUGUCUCUUCAAGCCCCACAGAGGAUUCUGGAUCCAAGAAACGCGUUGUUCUGAGUCGUAAGGUUAUAUGUGACCUCGACCCCAACGGUGUUUCGUGGCAGCCAGAGCUUGUCACUGUCCAUUACGAUAUAGUGCACAACCCAGAGCACUGUUUCCAUGUGCGGCUGGAGUGGCUCAAUAACACCUCAAAACUGGUGGAAGAUACGGUCAACAGCUGGGCCAAGCACUGCGAAAGGUACGGAUUGACUCUCGUCGAGGCUCCGUGGCAGGAGCUUUGCACGCUGCCGACACGCAACCCGUUGCAUUCGACGGUGGACAUUUCGCUGGCCUUCGAUCCUUGGACAGAUCCCGAAUUUGCAGGCGAUCUUCUUAAGGAGAACAAAUACUUCUACCACCUCUACAUCGUUGAGAAGUGCGGCUUCCUGCUGGACAAUCGCACAGCUUCGUAUUUCAGGGACGACGACUUUGACGUGGUUUAUUCGUGGGGAAAACCAAGUUUCAAGUACGCGCAGUUUAUUCACAAGACCGGCGCAUACAUUGCGGAGUUACGAGAGAACGGGGGUUUCUUUUUAGCUCCAAACAACGCCCAUGUGGCCCGCGUGAAUCUGUCUGUCAGCCAGCAGGCGAAAAACCAGAGAGUGUACCUCGAUUCUCAGGGUGUGAUGCUGGACUUCAUGUCGAUCUGCCAGGACAAGAACAAGCUUCGUAGGCUCUUCAGAGAAGCCAAAAGAAGAUACGAGUUGAGCAAGGACGUGGAAAUAGCGCUU
Ogataea polymorpha is the source of this 3966-nucleotide messenger RNA. RefSeq lists its product as uncharacterized. Gene Ontology annotation, biological process: negative regulation of TORC1 signaling; positive regulation of autophagy; intracellular signal transduction. The record is from RefSeq and is a predicted model, not a curated record. The annotation marks the transcript as partial. Gene Ontology annotation, cellular component: GATOR1 complex. The transcript has a single exon. NCBI's taxonomy places the organism in Eukaryota, Fungi, Ascomycota, Pichiomycetes, Pichiales, Pichiaceae. Gene Ontology annotation, molecular function: GTPase activator activity.